Molecule: messenger RNA, 636 nt
Organism: Gekko japonicus
Lineage: Eukaryota; Metazoa; Chordata; Lepidosauria; Squamata; Gekkonidae
Gene: EIF4E1B
Product: eukaryotic translation initiation factor 4E family member 1B
Exons: 7
Coding region: 1-636 (211 amino acids)
Biological process (GO): translational initiation
Cellular component (GO): cytoplasm; eukaryotic translation initiation factor 4F complex
Molecular function (GO): RNA 7-methylguanosine cap binding; translation initiation factor activity
Source: RefSeq, a predicted model, not a curated record
AUGGCCUAUUUUUACAGGGCAAGUGCACGGGAAGAGCAGCGAAAACACAAGACCAGGAGAGAGGAGGUGACUUUGGAACGCUUCAGGAAACAUCCUCUCCAGAAUAGGUGGGUCUUGUGGUUCUUCAAAAACGACAAGAGCAAGACAUGGCAGGAGAACUUGCGACUUGUCACCAAGUUUGACACUGUGGAAGACUUUUGGGCGCUGUACAGUCAUAUCCAGCUGGCCAGCAAGCUGACCUCAGGCUGUGACUACUCCCUUUUCAAGGAUGGCAUUGAGCCUAUGUGGGAAGAUAACCGGAACAAGCGGGGUGGCCGUUGGCUUAUUGCACUGGCCAAGCAGCAGCGGCAUACAGAGCUUGACCAUUUCUGGUUGGAGACGCUGCUGUGUCUGAUUGGAGAGAUGUUUGAUGACUACAGUGAUGAUGUCUGUGGGGCUGUCAUCAACAUCCGUGCCAAGGGGGACAAGAUUGCAAUCUGGACCCAGGAGGCAGAGAACCGAGAUGGAGUCACCCAUAUUGGGCGUGUGUACAAGGAGCACCUGGGCCUGUCUUCAAAAGUGGCAAUUGGUUAUCAGGCUCAUGCAGACACAGCCACCAAAAGCGGUUCCCUCAUGAAGAACAAGUUUGUGGUGUGA